Molecule: messenger RNA, 1722 nt
Organism: Caenorhabditis remanei
Lineage: Eukaryota; Metazoa; Nematoda; Chromadorea; Rhabditida; Rhabditidae
Exons: 4
Coding region: 1-1722 (573 amino acids)
Biological process (GO): non-canonical Wnt signaling pathway; canonical Wnt signaling pathway
Cellular component (GO): plasma membrane
Molecular function (GO): Wnt receptor activity; Wnt-protein binding
Source: RefSeq, a predicted model, not a curated record
AUGUUACUCCGAAUCAGUCUACCUCUAAUUCUACUGAUCGGAUCCUGUCAAAGUCUGGGAAAACGUCAAAAAUGUGAACCAAUAACAAUUCCUCUUUGCAAAGGAAUCGGAUACAAUAUGACUUCAUUCCCGAAUAGUUAUGGACAUGAAAAACAAGAAGAAGCCGGACUGGAAGUCCAUCAGUUUUAUCCGUUGGUUGAGGUCGGUUGCUUCCAACAUCUGAAAUUCUUUUUAUGCACAAUGUACACUCCAAUCUGCCAAGAAAACUACGACAAGCCGAUCCUCCCUUGCAUGGAACUCUGUGUUGAAGCCCGAAACAAAUGUAGUCCGAUUAUGGCGAAAUACGGAUUCAGAUGGCCAGAGACACUGUCAUGUGAUGCAUUGCCAAAGAUGUCUGAUCAAAUGACAACUGGAAAUAUCUGUGCAGCACCUCCAGAUACACCAAAGAAGGGACACAAGGGACAUCACAGUCAGAAGCAUCUAGACACCAGUCGUCCAGAAAUUGGAAUCUCCAAAAUUGAUAACGAAAUGGUUUUCCCUGAUUCUGUACCAUCUACAGAGUGUCAAUGCACCUGCAAUCAACCAUUCCAAUUCGUUGCUUCUGAAAAAUCUCGAGUUGGAAAUGUGACUAAUUGUGCCUACUCUUGUCACUCUCCAGCAUUGGCUGAAAAUAAGAAACUUGUCAGUAAUUGGAUGGCAUUCUGGAGUAUUACUUGCUGUAUUCUCGCAUCUUUCACAUUUCUCACUUUCCUCAUCGAAACUGAUCGAUUCCAAUAUCCAGAACGACCGAUCUUCAUGUUGGCAUUCUGUCAGCUGAUGGUUGCUGUUGGAUUCAUGAUUCGAUACUUUGUUGGACAUGAAGAGAUCGCAUGUGACUCGAUGAGAAUCAAAGGAUCAGAUGAUAACUCUGGAUCUCUCUGCUUCGUUGUCUUCCUCUUGACUUAUUUCUUCGGAAUGGCUGCAUCUGUAUGGUGGGUGAUUCUGUCACUUACAUGGGUUCUUUCGGCUGCUUCCAAAUGGUCUCCUGAAGCGAUUUCCUCGUUUUCAUUCCAUUUCCACGUGGUCGGCUGGUGCCUUCCUGCCAUUCAAACGGUCUUGGUGAUAGUUUUUAAUGCAAUCGAUGGAGAUCCAAUCACUGGAAUCUGUUACGUCGGAAAUACUGAUCUUCAAUUCCAACGGAUAUUUGUACUGGCUCCACUCGUCGUUUAUUUCAUGAUUGGAGUUUUAUUCCUUAUCAUUGGAUUCUUCAAUCUUUGGAGUAUUCGAAACGAAGUACAAAAACAACAUCCUUCACUGGAAUCUGCACACAAAAUCACACAAUUGAUGAGUAAAAUUGGGAUAUUCUCGUUGUUAUACACGAUUCCAUCACUGCUGAUAAUCUGCGUUCUCUUCUACGAACAAAAUCAUCGAUCACUAUGGGAACAGUCGCAGUUGUGUUCGUGUUCGCCGAAACAGACAAUUGGCGACUCUUCCCUAAUAAUCUCACUAAUCAAGACAUGCUGUAUGUGUAUACUUGGAUGGACAUCUGGAUUCUGGGUGUGCAGUACGAAGACACUUUCCUCGUGGAAAAAUGCAAUUUGUUGUUUAGGAUCCUCUCGCUCUUUACCAAAAUACCAACCAGCUGACAUUCUGUAUGCAAAAUCAGACAUGUCGUCACCUCAAUUCUACAAUACAAGUCUCCGACAUAAUCAUAUUUAUGGCGGAAUUCCUGACAAGCUGUAA